CUUAGCGGCGCGUAUUAUGACAAAUCCAAAGCAUAUAAAUCGAUUGGACCGAUAACGCCGUUGGAGUUCUACGAAAAUCAUGUAAAACCAAUAUUUAAUGUGGAACAUAAGGUAUGUUUAGUAAAUGAUCCACGCCCAUCUAGUAUGUACGAUCAAACAUACACAGUUGAUUGCCUCGGCAAUGUCGUGGGUGGUCGCCCAGUGCUUUACAAUAAUCAACAGGUCGAGAAAUUACUGCAGUUGGUUGUUGCAAGCUUAAAAGCCGGUGAAGCCGUUUGGUUUGGUUGUGAAGUCAGUAAACGCUUUGCAUCAAAGCAGGGCAUAGAAGAUUUGGAUCGCCUUAUUUUCGGUGAAUCAGCCAUGACGCAUGCCAUGUUAUUCACCGCCGUUUCUCUGGAUGCAAAUGGCGAUGUUACUAAAUUGCGCGUUGAAAAUUCUUGGAGUGAAGACCGUGGUGAAAAAGGUUAUCUAGUUAUGACUGCCGAAUGGUUCAAGGAAUUCGGUUUUGAAGUUGUGAUCGACAAAUCUUUUGUGCCGCCCGAAAUUUUGCAAGUUUUCGAUAUGGAUCCAAUUGUGCUUCCAGCUUGGGACUGUUUUUCAAAGGGCGGUCCUGCGUAGUUUUUCAAAUCUGAAAAACCUGAAAAUGUACUGAAUUUUCCC
Rhagoletis pomonella (apple maggot) is the source of this 660-nucleotide messenger RNA. RefSeq names its product bleomycin hydrolase-like. The annotation marks the transcript as partial. Lineage: Eukaryota; Metazoa; Arthropoda; Insecta; Diptera; Tephritidae. The transcript has a single exon. Gene Ontology annotation, biological process: response to toxic substance; L-homocysteine catabolic process; proteolysis. Gene Ontology annotation, molecular function: cysteine-type aminopeptidase activity. The record is from RefSeq and is a predicted model, not a curated record. Gene Ontology annotation, cellular component: cytoplasm.